GGCCCUCUGGCGUCCCAAGCCAGCUCUUAACCAACGCACCACUCGGCCGGCCCUAUAGUACUUUUUUAAUAGUGUAACUCAGGCGUUAAUAGUGUAUGAUGCUUGUCAGGACCAAAAAUGCAGUAUCAACAGGGUCCCUACCUCUGGGUGGUCUUGUGAUAGAUGAUUCUUUAUCAUCAAUACUAUCACCAGUUUGAUAUUUAUCUCAGUUGUCAUGCCAUUCUGGCCAUUACUAACAAAAAUAUUUAUGGCUACAUUUUAAGGAACACAGGUAAUCAUCAGCUAGAAAGCUUUGAUAUUCUUGCUAAGGACAAUACUAGGUUGGUCAAAGGUCACAGCAUGAAAACUCUAUGAUACAAAGAGGGAGUUGCUUUUGGUCACAUCUGCUUCUAUACAUCUAAUGCCAGAGAUGCUGCAGAAUAUUCAAGUAAGUUACUGUCCAGUCUUAGUUUGAAUAGUAGAGGCAGAAACUACCUCCCAAGGUCACUCAUUGCAUCCUGGACAGCUAUGACCAUCAGAAAAAUUUUUGAUUCCUUAACCUGAUUUCCUAUAGCUUUGAUAUACAUCAUAUCCUCACAAAAUGACUUAAACUCUUUCCAUAAUAUUAACAACCUUGAUCAGCUUUCUGGUCCAAACUGCUUUUUUUUAGAGGGUCAAUUUUUUCCCCCUCUGAAUAAAUCUCUCAAUUGGGAACAUAAGUAGCUUGAAAUAGAAAGACUUCAUUCAUUCCAAAAUAUCAGUGCUACAUGUGUCAAGCAUGGGAGCCAGAAACAGUGGACAUUCAGAGAUGUCCCAAAAGACGGAGUCUGUCUAGGGAGAUAAAGGGGUUUAUAAGAUCAAAUGAUCUCAGAAAUAUAGGAGCUGCCAAGGCUGGAUAGGAAGUGUUCUAAGAGCUCAGGAAAGGUGGUAUGUCUGGGGGGCCUAGGAACAUACAGGUUGGGGAGUCUAGGAAGGCUUUACUUAGGAAGUGGGAUCUGAGCUGAGCCGACGGACAGGAAACAUGAGUCAUUUGGGUAAACCAUCUUGAUUGACAAUGAAGCUCAGAGAGAGAACUCUUCUCAAGAUAGACAGGGUGGGGCUUUGUGAGGAUGGAGGAAGUUAGAGGGCUAGAGACAGGGUAAGAAUUAUUUCCCUCUUCUCAGGAUUGUCAAUCAGUCAUUGUCUAUAGUAGCCUCUUGACAUCUUGUCUUCUUCACAGCCUUGGGGACUGACCAAGUCGCACCUUCUGGUGCACAGGGCUGCGGACAUGGCAUCUCUUCUGUGGCUGCUGCCCCUCUUGGUGCUCCAGGAAGCCAAAGGAGAUUCUGGAGAUGGUGUGGGUCCUGAGGAAGUGGUUGCAGUCCUUCAGGAGUCCAUCAGCCUCCCCCUGGAAAUACCAUUCGAUGAAGAAGUUGAGAACAUCAUCUGGUCCUCCCACAUAAAGCUUGCCACUGUGGUGCCGGGGAAAGAGGGACAUCCUGCUACCAUCAUGGUGACCAACUCUCGCUACCAGGGUCGAGUGAGCCUCCUGAACCCCAGCUACUCCCUGCACAUCAACAAUCUGAGCUGGGAGGACUCGGGGCGUUACCAAGCUCAAGUCAACCUGAGGACAUCCCAGAUGUUUACAACGCAGCAUUACAAUUUACGUGUCUAUCGACGGCUGUCAGAGCCUCGCAUCACUGUGAACUUUGAGAUCUCUGGGGAAGGUCCCUGUAAUAUGUCUCUGACAUGCUCUGUAGAGAAGGCAGGCCUGGAUGUGACCUACAGCUGGAUAUCCCAGGAACACAGCAAUGACACAGCACAUGAAGGCUCUGUCCUCCGCACAUCCUGGAGGCCUGGGGACAAUGCAUUCUCCUACACCUGCAGGGUCAGCAACCCCAUCAGCAACAUCAGUUCCCGUCUCAUACCCGCUGGGCCCUUCUGUGCAGAUCCUGGAUACCCUUUGGAGAAGUCCUCGGCUUCCUUUUGCUUUCUGGUCAAGGCACUACUCCUUCUCUUGCUGCUGGGAACUCUGGUCGUGGGGCUGUGGCUCCUCCAAGGCCAGACAAGAUGCAAGACACUAAGGACGAAAAAACUUAAGAGAGACAGAAUGAGACUGAAAAAGACAAGGAAGCCUGGCCCUAGCCUGGACUGAUCACAUCCUUGGUGAGCUCUAUCCUGACCCUUGUUUCUUCCCAGAGCCCAGUGACUCCUCCCUCUGCUCCCCAGGCUAUCCUCUUCCCAGAGGCCAAAGGUGGAAGUCCAAAGGGCCACACUCUCACAGAGAACACUGUCUGACAAUAAAGUCGAAUUAGAUGACUGCCAUUCUGGAGGAGCUAGGUGACUCCGGCAAACCUGUGUCCCUGCCUUUCCUUCCACUCCAGGUGCUCCCCUCCAACUCAUCUUCCCUUAUACUCCAGGUGCCCACUUCUAAGCCCGCAUGCUUCCCCACACCUGCCUUUGGGGAUGGAAGUGAGUCUUCACAGUGUGGUAUUGGUAUGUUAUUACUCACCACCUAUCCCCUUCCCCACCAACAUACAGAACAUUUACAUUUUAAAUCAGAAAAGCAAAGAGCUUUCUUCUAACCUAACUGAAUCUGCGACUCCUCAAUGGGAACAUUGCAGACACUCAGAAUCCUUCAUGGGCGAUACUGUUCCUGCUAAGAUUCUUCUGCUCUCAUAGCCCUACUUCCACCCUGGCAGACAAGUUCACUUAACUGCUCCCAUGCAACCCACCCCAGCCUAGAGGCUGUACUGCCAAGGAGACAGGAACCCCCUAGUGCAGUCUAUUCUGGGUCUACGUGAGCCCGCGACCCUUCAGCCAUCUCCCUGAUGUCAGCUGCUCUGGGCCUCUGGUGCCUACCCCACAAGGAUGGUAACUCAGCUGGAUCAAUAGUUGAGGUCUAGACCCUUGACGUCUGUUUGUGGUUAGUAUUACUGUCCUGUCGAUCCUGUCUCUACAGAUUUCCAUGUCUCAGACCUCUCUUGACUCCUACCCUGAGUUAACGCCCACCCCUUACACACCACCCCCCUCGAGCACAGACCCUUAUGUUUGUG
Hipposideros armiger (great roundleaf bat) is the source of this 3014-nucleotide messenger RNA. It is a transcript of the gene SLAMF9, whose product is annotated as SLAM family member 9. Lineage: Eukaryota; Metazoa; Chordata; Mammalia; Chiroptera; Hipposideridae. Gene Ontology annotation, cellular component: external side of plasma membrane; membrane. Bases 1247 to 2113 code for a protein of 288 amino acids. The transcript is spliced from 4 exons. Gene Ontology annotation, biological process: T cell activation; plasmacytoid dendritic cell cytokine production. The record is from RefSeq and is a predicted model, not a curated record.